Clunio marinus is the source of this 2358-nucleotide messenger RNA. The record is from the annotation of a GenBank genome assembly. NCBI's taxonomy places the organism in Eukaryota, Metazoa, Arthropoda, Insecta, Diptera, Chironomidae.
CAGUCUACUUUCAACUAUCGAUUUAAAAAGGAAUCAAUUAAGAAAUCGAGAUAAAAAUAAUCAGAGAAGAAAAAAAAGAAAAGUUAAAAUUAUUAAAAAGCACAGUUCAUAAUGGUUGUCGAUAUAAAGUUAUGUAAAGAAGAUGGAAAACCAUUUGGAUUUCGUUUGAUUGGUGGUGCUGAUUUUGAAAUCCCUUUAACUUGCUCAAGAGUGAUUGAAGGCAGCACAGCCGGGUUGUCUGGAUUGCAGGAAGGGGAUGUGGUGGUUAGAAUUAAUGAUAAGCCAACCAUAAAUAUGACUCAUGAAGAUGCACAUUUUGAACUGGUAGCAGCUGGAAAUGAAUUUACUCUUGGGGUCUUGAGAGCUACGAAUGUCUUGCCCGAGGUCGAUAUAAUUGUUGAAGAAGCACCAACUGUGACAACUGUUGCGCCCACUGAGAUUGAAGUUCAGAAAGAGCAAGCAAGAAUUGAUAAAAUUAUUCCGGAUGCUUCGGUCACUGAUGAAGAAAUUGCUGAACUGCUCUCCGGGGAAGCUGAAGUUUUAAAAGGACAUGGUGUGCUUGGCGUCAACUUUAAGAAAAUGAUGCCAAAGGCGGGUGUUUUCAAGCAAAGUGAAGUUUUUCAAGUCCUCAACGACGAACAACUUAAAACGAAGGCAGAGAGGGAGCGUGAAGAAAAGCAUCAAUGGACUACAUUCUUACAGAAACCGAAACGUCCACCCCCUCUCCGUGCAACUCAACACACACUCACAAACACUUACAAACCAUUGAUUGUGAAGCAGCCAAAACCGAAGUGUGCGCCCGAUUACCGAGAAGCGACACCAGAGCCGCCUCAGGUUGAAGUUAAAGAACAAAUUGAGCAUCUCUCCGAAAGUGUCACUGAACAAAAAACAGAAAUUGUUGAACAAAAUGAUGUUCAAGACCAGGUUGAAUGUCAAUUCUACGAAGCGGAGGUGUCGUCGCAAACUGUCGUCACAACGACGACGACGACAACAACAUCAUGUGAAGAGGUUGUGACAUUCGAGGAACUUGCUGCUGAUGCAACAGGUGAAUCAGUUAAUGAGGUUCUGGUUGAAGAAGAGGUCAAGAGUGAAGAAGUUAGCGUUCUCAGUUCCGCAUUCGCUGAGCAGCUUGCUAAUGUUCAAAGUCAAUUGAUGGCAUUGAGUCAUUUGCCAAAAACUAUUCAAUCGACCCUCGAUGAUAUAACGAAGCAGCUUCAAUCAUUGAUUCCACCAUCAAAGCUUAAGCAAACAUCAAUUGAACCUGAAAAAAAAGUUGAUGAGAAAGAAGAAGAAAUAAAUGUGACAAGUGAAGACAUUCAAGUUCAUGUUGACGAAUCGACCGAAACAAAAAUUGAGAUGACAUGUGAAACAAUACAUAUUGUGGAAACAACUACUGAAACAAUUCAAAGCGAACAAAAACAACCAUCAGAAUGUGAAGAAUCGAUUUCCUUCUUAUCACAAAAAGAAAUCGAAGAUUACGAAGAAUGUCAAAUGAAGUUCCGUGAGCUUUGGGAAAGAAAGCGUGAAAAAAAGUUACGUUGCAGUAUUGGACCCUGGGCAAUAAAAGCUGUAAGAGAAGUGGAAGAUCCAAACUGCGUGAAGACACAGGAGCCGAAAGAUGCUAAAACUGAGUUAUCGGCCGAGUUAAAACAGAAAGUUACCGAAGAUAGAAACAUGAAGCAAAAGAAAGCGAAAGGAUUUCGUGGUUUACAACCACAAGAACGUCCAAUCACUUUACCUGGUGGUAGAAAGUGGCGAAACGCUAAGGAUGCAAUGAACGAAGAAAUGAUAGCCGAGAUUAUAUCGUCACAAGCCGAGCUCAUUAUGGGUUCAACAUUAGGAGUAAACUUCUUAAAAUAUCAAAAGCCUGAGAAAGAUUUAAGCUUUUUGAAAAACUCGGAAACUUAUCGGACGAUCCAUCAUUUAGCACCUGCGGAAAAUGGCAUCGAGAAAAGACCUGCAGUUGUUGCAGCUGAAGAAGACAUGUUAAAAUGUUCGUCACCAAAUCCAUUAAACCAGAAUUCGUCAUAAAUCAAUCAUGUAUCGAAACCAUAAGAGAACAUUUUUCUUCUGAAGCAAAGUCAACAUUCUCCUUCUCUUCAUACUUACUUUCCUUCUUUUAACUAACUAAUCAUUUUAUGUUACUCACGAAGCUCCAUCGAGUAUCAUUACAUCGAGUGUUUGCUUCAUUUUUAUCAACAGCAAGAAUAAAUAUUUUCACUUCUCAUAUUGACGAAUGCAGUGUUGUUUACAUAUUUAGAACUGCUAAACGAUAUUGAAAAUUGUUAUGUAUUGUAAAUACUUACUUGAUGUUAAAUAAAAUUUUACGGAAAAAAUAAUCAAAAAGGCAAACAACAA